Brettanomyces bruxellensis is the source of this 372-nucleotide messenger RNA. RefSeq lists its product as uncharacterized. Gene Ontology annotation, molecular function: DNA-directed RNA polymerase activity; zinc ion binding; nucleic acid binding. The transcript has a single exon. Bases 1 to 372 code for a protein of 123 amino acids. The record is from RefSeq and is a predicted model, not a curated record. Lineage: Eukaryota; Fungi; Ascomycota; Pichiomycetes; Pichiales; Pichiaceae. Gene Ontology annotation, biological process: DNA-templated transcription; termination of RNA polymerase I transcription. Gene Ontology annotation, cellular component: RNA polymerase I complex.
AUGUCGGUUGUCGGAUCGCUUAUCUUUUGCACCAACUGCGGAAAUCUUCUAGACUCCAUAUCGCAUCAAAAAGUGCUCAAAUGUCAGGUUUGCAAUAAAUCAUACCCUACAUCCGAGUUCGCCAACUUAAAGGUUGUUACACAUCCAUCUAAGAAUGCAUUUCCAUCAGCUUUAAGGGCUAAACAGUCGUUGGUCAAGACUACUUUGCACCAGAACGAGAUCGAGGAAGGUGCUACCAUUCACGAGAAAUGUCCUCAGUGUGGCAAUGAUGAAAUGCAGUACCACACGUUACAGUUGCGUUCUGCAGAUGAGGGUGCUACGGUGUUCUAUACGUGCAAAAGGUGCGGAUACAGGUUCAGGACGAAUAACUGA